Anolis sagrei ordinatus is the source of this 1402-nucleotide messenger RNA. Its product is annotated as arylacetamide deacetylase-like 3. Gene Ontology annotation, molecular function: lipase activity; carboxylic ester hydrolase activity. NCBI's taxonomy places the organism in Eukaryota, Metazoa, Chordata, Lepidosauria, Squamata, Anolidae. Gene Ontology annotation, cellular component: membrane. The record is from RefSeq and is a predicted model, not a curated record.
UUCUGAAUCGAUAAGCAAUCUCAAGAAGAACAUCCUGGAGAAAGUGAGGCAGAUACUUCACACUCGUCAACAGUGCUGCUUGCUGACAUAGCUGGUCAUUGCUUUCCGAAAAGGAGGAAAUGGAGCUCCUUUCCAUCAUCUUGUGGUGGGCAACAGGAAUUAUUGGGAUCAGCUACCUCGUGAUCCUCGCCUGGGCCAUUGCUUAUGACUUCGCCAAGACGAGGAUAGACCCGGGCUUUGACCAUCCGUGGAAACUCCGAGUGCUUCACUGGAACUUCAUUAUGCUGUUCACGACCGGGAAGAUCUUGGAAUGGCUGGGCGUAUGUAGUCAGGUGGUCUUCGUCCGCCUCAUGACGGAUCUCAGGAGGUUCAAGGUUCCUCCCAACCUCUACACCAAAGACCUGGAUUUCGACGGUGUCACUGUCAGGAUUUACCUCCAUAAAACACCGAGUCCCGUCCGAAGGAAGGGAUUCGUUUUCUUCCACGGAGGGUCUGGACUUGCCGGAAGCAUCUCUUCAUAUCAAAACAUUUGCAGUAAAAUUGCCAAUGAGAGCGACUCAGUGGUGGUAUCUGUCGGGUAUCGUCUCGCUCCUGAAUAUCCGUUCCCCACACAGUCCGAGGACUGCCACACGGCUACAGUGCAUUUCAUGAAAAACGCCGAGACUUAUGGGGUGGAUCCCUCCCAGAUCGUCAUUGGCGGAGACAGUGCCGGAGGCAACUUUGCCACUGCAAUUGCCCAGAAAUUGGUGGGGAGACCUGAUCUUCCAAAGUUGCGGGCUCAAGUGCUGAUUUAUGCGGGCACCCAAGCCAUGGACUUCACCUUGCCUUCCUGUCAACAGAAUGCUCGAAUGCCAUUCUUGUUUUGUGAGAACCUCGCUUAUUAUGGGAUGCAAUAUUUUGGGAAGGACACUUCUUUAUCAGAUGACUUGCUUCGCGGGUCUCACGUGCCGCACGAAAUGAGACUGAAAUGUGCCAAGUACGUGAGUCCGGACAACCUUCCAGAGAGAUCUAAACAACGAGGCUACCAACCCAUCCCGUUGGCUCCUUUCAAGCCCAAAGUGUACGAACAAUUGUCCAACAUCCUUGAUGUCUCUUUUUCUACCCUUUUUGCUGAUGAUGCCGUUAUCCAACAACUCCCGGAGACGUUCAUUGUGAGCUGCGAACAUGAUAUCUUACGGGAUGACAGUUUACUGUAUAAGAAACGCCUGGAGGACAACGGCGUCAAAGUUGUCUGGUUCCAUGCCGAAAACGGAUUCCAUGGUGUGAUAAACUUUUUCGACUUGGGUUUUUUCUCAUUUCCACUUGGGUCAGAAAUAUUGAGUCGCGUCGCUGACUUCGUCAAACACUUAUGAGAUGUAUUCUCCCCAAGAUAAUGGUAUAAUAUGUAUUAGGCUUGGGCGGU